UACGCGCGAGGUCUCGUGUCGAGGAACAUACGCGUUUUGUAUAACCGUUGCGUAAACGUAAAAUUAUUCCAAUUGAUUUAUUCCAGCGGAAAAACACGCCGUUUCUUCGAUACAUUGCGGCAGAAUGGUAAUGGUUAGUGGAUUAUUGCGAGGAUCUGCAACCAAUUCAUCGAAACAAUUGUAUAAGUAUUUAAUGCGAGAAUGCCGCAAGCUUCCUCGGGGUGCGCAGGAAUAUUAUAAACACUCAGUCAAACAAAGCUUCAAGCAACACGCAAAUGAACCAGACGCUGAACGGGUCAAAGAAAUCAUAGAGAAAGCUUACGCAGACUCAAAAUGGAUUAUGAACAAGUAUACCAAGGAUUCUGGACAAGCCUAAAGUGACGUUGAAAACUAAUUUCAUCCAUCCACUUUGCCCCUUGUUUAUAAUAGCGAGCCAACAAUCUUGAUAGGAGUAGAAAGAUGAAUUGUGAAUCAGUAGUUUCUCACGGCAAUGUUGAUACCUGCGAGUUCUGGAAGGCAGCAAAAAUAUGGCUCGACAAUGCUCAUGUCGUGAAUCGCAGAAUAUUGACAGCCAAAAAAUUACUUUUUCUCCAGUUAAAUGCCGACAUUGAAUCUAUGUGUUCAUCUGAAUGGUUCGAGAAACUGGCGAGUGUUGCACAACUGUACAAGAAUUGUCCAGCCCCUAGCAAAACAGAUCAUUCACUAGCAUUGGAGUUGGAGGCAUCGUGCAGUGAAUUCUUGAGUGAUGGACUUGAUGAUCCCUUAAACAAUGGAUCGUAUGUAUGCCUUCAAAAAUUACUUCCUCGUAACCCAGAGAAAUUUUCCCAUACACUAAAUUUGGCAAUCAUUGACAAAGCAAAUGGAAGAAUCACCUUUUUUUCUCAUUCCAUUGAGGAGUCUAAGCAAUCUUUGGGACCCAAAUGGUCCUACAGGUUAGAACACGAUGCAGUACUUUGUAAACUUUCACUGUAUGUUGAUGGGAAUGAAAACGUCUGCAAAGAUUCAAGCUUUAAGUGGCUGAAGGACCAAUUUUUUCCACGUUUUGUCAAGUGGGCAAACUCCGAUAGCCCUGGUAGUAGUCUGAUAUCAGGCUCCUUGAAUUUAAUUUCUGCUGAGAAAUAUGCAAUUUUGUACAACAAGUUAAAAUUAAAAUAUGGCACUGCAAUGGUUAAAAUCUGGCCCGAAAAUACUGAUUCUGCAAAGUUUGUCUACGAAGAUGUCGCCAUCGCAACUUAUCUUUUGCUCAUAUGGGAGAUGGAAAGAACGAGGAGAAAUGUUCAGGAGAAGCAAUCGUUUGUUGAUCUUGGUUGCGGCAAUGGUUUGUUGGUACAUAUAUUGGCCAGCGAAGGGCAUCCAGGGCUCGGUAUCGACCUACGAAAGAGGGGAAUUUGGGAUUUAUAUCCUAAAAGUACUCGCUUGGAGGUACGCACAAUAGUACCUUCGGCAUCAAGUCUUUUUCCUGAAACCGAUUGGCUGAUAGGAAAUCAUUCAGAUGAAUUGACUCCAUGGAUACCUGUCAUAGCUGCACGGAGUUCUCAUCAGUGUCAAUUCUUUCUUCUACCUUGCUGUGCCUACGAGUUUAAUGGACGAAAAUACCAGCGAGAUAACGCAGCUAAGAGUCAAUACUUCGAAUACAUGAAUUAUAUAAAAAAUGUUUGUGAGGAAUGUGGUUUCAAAACUGACAUGGAUAAACUAAGAAUUCCAUCCACAAAGAGAAUUUGUCUAAUUGGUAGGGACAGGAUAUAUACUAAGGAUAGAACAGAUGUACAAGAAGCUGCUAUUCGGGAAUUAAUCGAUGCCAGGUCAAACGGUAGAAAAGAUAACAUAACGGAUUCUUCUGAUCCAUCUGAUCAAAAUUUGUGGUCAGCAGGUUUUAAGCCUAGAGAAAAUGUAGAACGAGUAAGAAAUUGCACUAAGAUUAACAAAGGAAUAAUUUCUGACAUAGUUAACUUAGUAGCGGAACGACUGUUGUGCAAAGUUCGGAUGAUAGAUAUACAAUCGUCAAACGAAAAAUGGAAUGCUGGGGGUCAGAUAGAAUUAAGCGAAGUUGCGCAACUGUUGUCUCAAGAAGCGUUGAAAGAAAUGAAGAGUGAAUGCGGAGGCGUACAAACGUUAUUGAAAAAUAAUAGUGAUAUAUUUCAAGUGAUACAGGGAAAGGUUCAGUUUCGAGUACCUGGAACAUGUACAGAUGUAACGCGGAAAAAAAAUAAGCGAAACAAUUCUAAAUUUGCAAAGAAGACAAAGCCUUGUUGGUUUCACUUGAAUCACCCUAAUGGAUGCCCGCUUAAUGAGGAGAUAUGUUAUUACAAACACUGACUGGAAAUAAACAGAACCAAUGUAUGUGUUUUCUUACUUAUUAACAUGAAAAAUAUCACAAGUAAAUUAGGUAUUAUAUGCUGGUGAGUUGA
Neodiprion virginianus is the source of this 2408-nucleotide messenger RNA. Its product is annotated as probable tRNA (uracil-O(2)-)-methyltransferase. NCBI's taxonomy places the organism in Eukaryota, Metazoa, Arthropoda, Insecta, Hymenoptera, Diprionidae. The transcript is spliced from 4 exons. Bases 460 to 2316 code for a protein of 618 amino acids. The record is from RefSeq and is a predicted model, not a curated record. Gene Ontology annotation, biological process: tRNA methylation. Gene Ontology annotation, molecular function: tRNA (uridine) methyltransferase activity; metal ion binding.